Melanotaenia boesemani (Boeseman's rainbowfish) is the source of this 2368-nucleotide messenger RNA. RefSeq lists its product as uncharacterized. The record is from RefSeq and is a predicted model, not a curated record. The coding region runs from base 70 to 1446 and encodes 458 amino acids. NCBI's taxonomy places the organism in Eukaryota, Metazoa, Chordata, Actinopteri, Atheriniformes, Melanotaeniidae. The transcript has 15 exons.
UGCAAUCAGUGUCAGUCGUACGGACAGCAGGACUCAUCAUACAGUAAACUGGAAGGUCAACAGGGCAGCAUGACAUCAUCUCAAAAGGUCUACCUUUUUCUCGGGGUUUUCCUGAGCACCAUAAACCUGUCGAAGUGCGGCUGUGAGGACUAUUUUGCUCUGAGCGAGUGGGAUUUGAAUAAGAGUAUUGCUCUUAUAAAUGCCACGAAGUCAGAGGACAUAGUGAGGUGUUCUUUAUGGAAUUUUUGCCACAGCUCAGGAUGCACUAAAGGAAAUCCAUUGUGCUGCAUUUACGAACAGUGCGAUUACAAAACUGAGACUAAUUUUGAAGACAAUUGUUCAAACGAGUCUCUUGGGAAUGUUACUAUGUUUCACAUCAGAUGCAUCGUAGCCAAAGAACGAAAUAAGACCAACAACGUUUCUCAAGAAUGUGGAGACUAUGACCAACUCAUCAACCUGUACCCAAAGAUCUUCCCGAAACCCGAAGAUGAAAGAACAACAACAACAAUGAAAUCAACCACAUCUGAGGAGACACCAAGAACAACAUCGCAACUAUAUACAACAAGCAUCCACACAACAUCCCUCCUAGGGGUGUUUCCUUAUAAACAAAACAAAGAUGAAAGAACAACAACAACAAUGAAAUCAACCACAACUGAGGAGACACCAAGAACAACAUCGCAACUAUAUACAACAAGCAUCCACACAACAUCCCUCCUAGGGGUGUUUCCUUAUAAACAAAACAAAGAUGAAAGAACAACAACAACAAUGAAAUCAACCACAACUGAGGAGACACCAAGAACAACAUCGCAACUAUAUACAACAAGCAUCCACACAACAUCCCUCCUAGGGGUGUUUCCUUAUAAACAAAACAAAGAUGAAAGAACAACAACAACAAUGAAAUCAACCACAACUGAGGAGACACCAAGAACAACAUCGCAACUAUAUACAACAAGCAUCCACACAACAUCCCUCCUAGGGGUGUUUCCUUAUAAACAAAACAAAGAUGAAAGAACAACAACGACAAUAAAAUCAACCACAACUGAGGAGACACCAAGAACAACGUUGCAACCAUAUACAACAAACAACUGGACAACAUCCCACCCAGGUGGUAAUCACAAAUCAGACCCAGAAAAGUACAACGGAGAAAAAGAGACUGAACAACUCAAAGUAAUGGAAAAUUUGGCCUUCAUAAUUUUUCUGAUUGUGUCCGUGAUCCUCAACAUCAUCCUGCUGAUCAACACGUAUUGCUACCACCGAAAUAAACGGGGCUGGAGUCUGCAGAGCGCACAGAAUGGCAUACAUGAAAUGACAGAUAAUCUGACGAUUUCUGAAACUACAAGCGUAAAUAUGAAUGGGACAAUGGCAAACCUCGACUCAAAUGGAGCCAUGCACCAGAGAUUUACUACUCCACCCAGCAAUUUUUACCCCCCACAUAAUCCAAUUUAAUCAUCGGAGUGACGCUGGAGCCAAUUCCAGUUGCCAUCAGGCGAGAUGCAAGGUUCCCCCAUAGCAGGUCGCCAGGUCAUCACAAGGCCAACCCAAAUGACUCUCAUGCACAUACUCACUCCUAAGGAAUUCACCAUUUAACCAAACAUGAAUGUAUUUGAACUGUGUGAGGUAACUGGAGUACUUUAAAAGGGCCCACAGGUGCAUGGGGAGAAGGCGUUAAGCUCCUGGGUUUGCUAUGAACUGGCAGCAUUUGGGGAUGUGGAUAUGAAGAGAAGCUCUGCAGCGUUUUUUCCUGCAACAGACAAAAAGGGAGAAGGACUAAAAGAGACAGCAAACCAGUUCCCUAAGAAAGAUGGCAUUGUCUAUUAAUAUGUUUUUUUUUUUUUUUGGAAGAACAUAUCAAAGACAGCAUCACUCCAUUUGACAGAAUUCAGAGACACUGGUGAGAAAACGUUUCCUCCCAGGCUAGUUGGAUCUGAUCCAGAGUCACUUGAUGUGAAAAUUAGUUGCAUGGUUUGCCAAUGAAGAACCUUUAACUAUAAUGUCUGGGAUUGAAUUCAGAUGUAUUGAAUUGUGUCACAACGUUAUCAUAAGAAGAAUUCAGAUGGAGAGAGUGGCCUGAGUGGGCAAGGCCCGCCCAUCCAAGAACUAGCCUUUGUAUUUAGUUAAUAUCAUUUCAUGUUUAAUUAUUAAACAGUUAAUUUUUACAGAAGUACUAAAAGAACAUAAAUAGAAUCAGUUUCUGAGACGAUUUAUUUCUAUUUUCAAGUUAUGAGUGUGUCCACUAAAUAUCACACGGUGCACGGUGGUGUGGUGGUUAGCACCGCAGCCUCACAGCAAAAAGGUCGCUGGUUCGAGCCUCGGCUGGGGGGAGGUUCGAACCUUGGGGGUGGUGGCCUUUCUGUGUGGAGUUUGCAUG